AUGCAGAACUUGUCACUAGUAGAAAAUCUUACUAAUACAGACACAUCACACCGGAUGUCUCUAAAAGACCUAGCAGCUGAAGUAGGUGGUACAUCUCUUGUUGAAGGUGACUGUAACUCGAAUGAAAAGACAAAUAAUGAAGAAAUUAUUAAUCUUAAAGUAACGCAGCAAAGCCUCUCUGGAGUAAAUAGCAAAGGGAGAAGUUGUGAGGGGUUUUCUGAGAGCAGUUAUAGUACCUCAGAACCGAGCGGUUCCUGGGGUGAUUUUGAAGGCUUCAGGGACUCCUUAGACAAAUCAGAGAGAUUCAGUCAUAAUCUUGAAGUUUUGGUGAAGUCAACAAAAACUUCUAGAGGCGGUACGGACUUAAGCAGAGGACAUUGCAGAGCUUCUGCUGGCCACUUAUGUUCUGAGCCAUCUCCACACAGUAGGAUACAGGAGGCUUGGAGCUCUCUAAAUGAGGCAAACCACAGCUAUGAGGAUAUAUUUAAGUUGGGCUUUCCAGAGAUCUUUGUAUCACAGUCCAGAGAGAGCAUAAGAAGCUUAGAUCAAGUACUUGAUACAAAUAAUGAAGAUGUUGGGAUUCCUGAACUUAUGAAGAAUCAACUUUGCAUUGAUUCUGGAAACAUAUGGAGAACACUUAGAGACUUUGAUAAUACCCCCGGCUUAAGACAUCCCUGGAGUAAAUCUCAUUGCCAAGAAAACCUCUUGAGUGUUCUUGGAAUAGAUGCAAAUCAAAAGGACUUUUUGGAGAGCCAGGAUGACAUUGUUGAGGACUCAAAUGUUAAAGAUAAUGAGGACUGCAGAUUUGAUGGAUUCAGUAUUAAUAACUGCAAAGCACUGAUCCAGACCAAGCUUUCUGUACCACUGGAUUCCAGACACGGUGAUCUUUUCACCUGUAACCUCUUUUUGAAAACCACAUCAUCAAAUGGAAACACACAAUAUAUAACAAUCCCAAGGAAGAAGCACAUUUUCGCUACACAUAACCUAAAAAUGAAAUUUUUCAGUAGUGAUGUUUGUUGAACCAAAUGCACUUUUAAAUCUUUUUUUUCCUUUUGAAC
Molecule: messenger RNA, 1058 nt
Organism: Fulmarus glacialis (Northern fulmar)
Lineage: Eukaryota; Metazoa; Chordata; Aves; Procellariiformes; Procellariidae
Gene: CLBA1
Product: chromosome unknown open reading frame, human C14orf79
Exons: 5
Coding region: 1-1020 (339 amino acids)
Biological process (GO): intracellular transport
Cellular component (GO): trans-Golgi network membrane; AP-1 adaptor complex
Molecular function (GO): clathrin binding
Source: RefSeq, a predicted model, not a curated record